Molecule: messenger RNA, 843 nt
Organism: Oncorhynchus nerka (sockeye salmon)
Lineage: Eukaryota; Metazoa; Chordata; Actinopteri; Salmoniformes; Salmonidae
Exons: 1
Coding region: 1-843 (280 amino acids)
Source: RefSeq, a predicted model, not a curated record
AUGAAGGCUUCAUCUAAUUCACUGAGUCCCGCUGUGCCCCCACCUCCGUGCCCCCACCUCCGUGCCCCCACCGCCAUGCCCCCACCUCCGUGCCCCCACCUCUGUGCCCCCACCGCCGUGCCCCCACCUCCGUGCCCCCACCGCCGUGCCUCCACCGCCGUGCCCCCACCUCCGUGCCCCCACCGCCGUGCCCCCACCUCCGUGCCCCACCGCCGUGCCCCCACCGCCGUGCCCCCACCUCCGUGCCCGCACCGCCGUGCCCCCACCUCCGUGCCCCCACCUCCGUGCCCCCACCGCCGUGCCCCCACCUCCGUGCCCACCUCCGUGCCCCCACCUCCGUGCCCCCACCUCCCCACCGCCGUGCCCCCACCGCCGUGCCCCCACCUCCGUGCCCCCACCGCCGUGCCCCCACCUCCGUGCCCCCACCGCCGUGCCCCCACCGCCGUGCCCCCACCUCCGUGCCCCCACCGCCGUGGCCCCACCGCCGUGCCCCCACCUCCGUGCCCCCACCGCCGUGCCCCCACCGCCGUGCCCCCACCUCCGUGCCCCCACCGCCGUGCCCCCACCGCCGUGCCCCCACCUCCGUGCCCGCACCGCCGUGCCCCCACCUCUGUGCCCCCACCUCCGUGCCCCCACCGCCGUGCCCCCACCUCCGUGCCCACCUCCGUGCCCCCACCGCCGUGCCCCCACCUCCGUGCCCCCACCUCCCCACCGCCGUGCCCCCACCGCCGCCCCCACCUCCGUGCCCCCCUCCGUGCCCCCACCGCUGUGCCCCCACCAGUGUUCACUAAUACAACCACCUCGGCACGCUCACAACUACAGGGGCUCAAGGUGCCUUGGUAA